AUGUUAAAACUAAUAUUCAAUUUCUCAAGAGCUUUUUAAAAACCUCAAAAUCUUCUAAAUCAGAUGAAAAAGAAUCGUUUUUCCAUUAUUGAUGAUCCUAAUAUUAAUUAAAAAAAAGAUGCUUCAUAAAUUAAGGAAUAAUUAUAUUUUAAUCAAAAGAAUAAUUUACAAUAAAAUCGUCAGAAAGAAGAAGAGAAUAAAUUAGAAGAUGUUAUUGAGUAAGUGAAUUAGGAAGUUAAUUUUAAGAAAUUUUAAACAGCUUAGGAACUAUUGGAUUUCUAUGAAUCUAAACCUUUAAAAUCUAAAAAAUAAUAUUUAGAAUGGUUUAAUUAAUUGUCUUAUUGUUUAAAAUUUCAGGAAUAAAUUUAAUAAAAUAAAUUGAACUAUCAUUAAAAAUUUUCUGAUAAAUACAAAGUCCAACAAUAUCAGGAGAUGCCUAAUCAAAUUAUUUUAAAUUCAAAUUAGAUUUUAGAGAAACCAAUCUUUAACUAAGUUAUACAAGAUUUUGUAUCCAAUUGUGAUGUUAAAGAGUGGCUUAUUGUAAGAAAAUAAAUUAAGAAAGCCUUCUAAACUUAAUUUUAUCUAUUAGACUAUUAUGCGAUUUAGAGAUUAUGGGAAGAGAAUGCAUAUCCAUUACAAACUAUUUAAUAUCUUUUAUAAAUGAUCAAAGAUAUUUGUAUUUUUCAGAUUUUAUUUUAGCUUAAGGAAAGUUUGAGAAGGAUUAAGAGCCAUCAUUUUUAGAAUUAUUUGACGGUAAGUUUGAGCAAGGUUCAUCCUUGUAAAAAAUAUUGGAAUAGUUUUUAAUUGAGAAAUUAAAUAAAAUUAAUUUUCUGGAUUUGAAUAACCAAGAUUUUACAGAUUAUCUUUUUAUUUACUACUAAUAAUAAAAAUUACCAAUCCUACCUACAUUCUUAAAAGAAUUGGUUAAUAAUGUAAAGGCAAGAGUUAGCACUUUGACUUUGCUAGAAAAUGUAAAAAUUUGUCAAGCAAUGUUAGCAAUAGAGAUUGGUGACAAUUAAACCUAUUGUUAUCUUUUGUGGAAUAUCAUAAGAUUAUAAAACAGAAUAAAAUCUGAUAAAUAAAUAAUAAAUGGGAUUAUUUUCAUUUUAUUGCAUUUCAAAUAAAACAUCUUGUUUGUAAAAGCAAGUAGAAAUUAUCCAAAACCAAUUAUUGUCAAAGAUGUAAUGCUUUUUUCUGAAAUAUUUAAUUGCAUAAUUGAAGAUGUAAGUAUUUUUGAUUUUGUCCAAUUAAGUUAAUUGCUAAUGAUUUCAAAUAAGAACUUUGCACAUCUAUCUAAGAUAAAUUCAAUAAUAUUUUUUUUAUUUUAAAAGUAAGAAAUAAAUUAAAAUAAUUAAAUUGAUAAUAAAAUUGAUUUAUGUUACUAAGCUUCCUAACUUGGAGAAGCAACAAUUGAUAUUACUUAAAUUCUAAAAAAUAAAGUAUAUCAUUUGUAAUCACACUCAAAAAAAGGUAACUUUGAAAAGAAUAAAUAAACAGAAUAGAAUUAAAUUAUAGGAUUCUAUCCAUAUUAUUCGGUUUAAUUAGAAUGCAUGAUUAAGUUAAUUUGGACUAGCAUCUUGUCAGAUAGUAAAUGUUUUGAAGACAUUAAUUAUUUAAUAUUAAAGGUGAAUGAAUUGACUAGAUUGUAAACAAUAAUUAAGAUUGAUAGAGUUAUACAAAAGUUGAUUUCCUAAAUUAACUAAUAUAUUUCUCUUAUAGGAUAAUCUAACUUUCCAAAUAAGAUAGAUAUCAAAUAGAUUUUAUAAAACUCCAAUAUAAUCAGAAAAUAAGACUCUUAUGCUCAUCCUUAAAUGUUGCAUUCUAAAUUGUUUAUUAAGGAAAAAUAGUAUUUUUCUAAGAAAUAUGAAAAGGAUUUAGAAAAGGAUGUAUUUUAUGAAGAUUUGCUCAUAGAUUAUGUAUAUACUAAUAGGAAAACAGGAAAUAAAGCAAUGAUUCUAUUGAAUGGGGUAUGCAUAUUUUAAUAUUAUAAUAGUAAAAUAAUUACAAAAUUUCUGCAGUAGGUGAAAUGAUUCAAAAGAAAAUGAUAUAAUUUUAAAAUGAUCUCUUAGAAAAAUUGAAUAUUCCAAUCAUAUAGAUAAACCUUCCAGAUGUUAUUCAAUGUUAAUCUAAGUAUAGUUAUCUUAAAUAUAACUUAGGUCAUAUUAUGAAGAAUAAUUAAAAGAUAUUCUAGGAGAUGGGUCACUAGAUUAUGAAGAAAUCCCAAAUAUUAUUUAAGAUUUAAGAAAUUUAAUAAGAAAAGAUUUUAGUUACUUAUUGAUUCAUUAAUAAAACGAUGGUGAAGAUAUCAAGGAAAAAAAAGAAUUAGAGAUUGAAAUAGAUGAUAAAGAGAUGCUUUCAGAUGAGGAGAAGUGAUAAU
Paramecium sonneborni is the source of this 2377-nucleotide messenger RNA. NCBI's taxonomy places the organism in Eukaryota, Ciliophora, Oligohymenophorea, Peniculida, Parameciidae. The record is from the annotation of a GenBank genome assembly.